Molecule: messenger RNA, 3188 nt
Organism: Acanthaster planci (crown-of-thorns starfish)
Lineage: Eukaryota; Metazoa; Echinodermata; Asteroidea; Valvatida; Acanthasteridae
Product: methyltransferase-like protein 27
Cellular component (GO): plasma membrane
Molecular function (GO): S-adenosylmethionine-dependent methyltransferase activity; protein binding
Source: RefSeq, a predicted model, not a curated record
AUAAUGGUACAUAGUUACACCAGCCCCAUAAAUAGGGCUGUAGUGGCUCUCUGUUGGUCUGUCUCUUAUCUGUCGCCACCACAGAUAAGAGACAGAUUGAAUAAGAGAGCGACUACAGCCCUUCACGUGGGGCUACACCACCCCCAACCCGGCGGCACGCGUCAUGCAGUGUUCAUGCAAAACAGAUCGGAUGCCAACAUAUCGAGGAACAGUGUCAAGCUCACUGCAGAGGAUCCAAGGCUAAGCUGAAGGUAAUAAACUUUUACGGAAGAUUCUACCUUUGCUGAAAAGAACUGCGUCAUGUCAACUCAACGGAUUUUAGAACCCAUCGACUGCACGAAAGUUUAUAGCCCACUUUCGCCCCUUGGCAAGAUGUCGGAUCCAACAAGAGAUGUAAAUAUGAAUGUGAAGACGAUUAGGGACUUGUCAAAGAAAGCUGACGGGACCAAGGCCGUGGCGGAAUUCUACGACAAGUGGGCUGAGAAAUAUGACGAGGACCUGGAAAAAGGAAACUACGAGGGUCCAGCGUUGUGCGUUGACGCUCUCUUCAAAGUCUUGCCCGACAAGAGCGCCCUCAUCGUGGACUGUGCCGCGGGCACUGGGAAAGUGGGUGAAGGGCUGGCUAAACUUGGCUUCAAAAGAAUAGAUGCCGUGGAUAUCUCCCAGAAAAGCCUGGACAUUAGCGCCUCGAAAAGAGUCUAUGAAAGGCUGAUAUGCGACAGUCUUGGCAAACAUAAGCUGAAAGGAGUCGAUGAUGGUUAUUACAGUGGUUUGAUAUGUGUUGGUGGCGUAGCGGCUGGUCACAUAUCACAUGACGCCUUUUCGGAAUGGACACGGAUAGUGAAAAAAGGAAAAACAUACUCCCCGAUUCUUGGAAAGAUGUCGGAUCCAACGAAAGAUCUCGAAGAGAAUAUUAAGAUGAUUCGGCAAAUGUCCAAAAAACCUGAUGGGAUAAAGGCCGUGGCGGAAUUCUACGACAAGUGGGCUGAGGAUUACGACGAGGACCUGGAAAAGGAACACUACAAAGGUCCAGCUUUGUGCGUUGACGCUCUCUCCAAAGCGAUGCCCGACAAGAGCGCCCUCAUCGUGGACUGUGCCGCGGGAACAGGGAAAGCGGGUGAAGAGUUGGCUAAGCGUGGCUAUAAAAGAAUAGAUGCGGUGGACAUCUCCCCCAAAAGCCUGGACAUUAGUGCCUCGAAAGGAGUCUACGAAAGGCUAAUUUGUGACAGUCUUGGCAAACAUAAGCUGAAAGGAGUCGGUGAUGGUUUUUACAGUGGUUUGAUAUGUGUUGGUGGUGUAAGUGCUGGACACAUAUCACAGGACGCUUUUCCUGAAUGGACACGGAUAGUAAAAAAAGGCGGAUUCAUGGUGUUCGCUGUCAGCAAGGCUGUAGUGUCCGGAGAUCAACAGAACGAAGCUUUCAUUGAGACCGAGGACGCCAUAAGUGACUUGGUACAGAAGGGGGUUUGGGAGCUUGUGGAAAAGACAAACAUCCCAUACGUUAAAUCACAUGAGGCUGACUUGUAUACAAUUCGUCGUCUUUAAAAGAGUUCUAGUUGCUUUUCUCAAAGCUUGGGCCUGUCUUCGGAAUGGGGUCGCAACUGUUACUCGAUUUUCUGAAUUUUAACCAUUGGUUACAUUUUUCUACAACAAAAAACUACUCUUUGAAAAAACGUAGUUGAUUAAAAAAAAACGGCUAAAAAUCCGACAGCAUUGCAUGUGCUAUGACUUUUCAGAAAGACACAAGUGGAUGACAUGCGCUGUAGAGACACUGUUCCUCUUUGAGGGUCUAAAGAUAUCCCGCAAUCCUGUUACUGUCCAUGGAAAUUACGGUAUGGAAAAAAGUCGGCCGUUCUGUUAAUUAAUCGAAAAGUAAUCAAAACUGUUCAAUUAAUCAAUCAAGAACAAUUGUAAACUGAGGGGCCUGUUCUGUUCCGACUUCAACAUGAGCCACAGGCCAUUUUGUUGGAUUAUUUGUUCCAAGCAAAUUGAGAAGGGCUUUAUUGGGGAAUCAGAAAGUUUUGUUGUGUUUCCAUGAUUUCGAGAAGUGACAAAGUUUUACAAAGUAUUAACUGAUUACUCACUUUAAAAGGCCUACCAUUGCAUGUAAUGCGCAUGUCUGCCUCACUGGGCCUUGCAUUUUUGUGUGUUAACGAUUAUUUGUAGCCUUGCUCGUCAACUUAAAGAAAGCUUGCUUGGGUUACAUGACCAAAUUGUUUUGUGUCCAUUCCUGGCAUGCUAAGCAUUCAGUGAGCCCCCUUUAGGGCACGACCCAAAAGUAUGUGCAUUUAGGUGUGGUUUACCCCUGCACCAAAAACACCACUUUCAGGACACUCUCGUGUUUUGGAUUCGUUGCCUUUGUUAGUUGUGGUAGAAUUCUGGUUACAGAUUCUUGUCUCCUGCAGUCUUUUGGAGCCCGAUUUUACUGCACUGCCAUAUUUCGGUGAGUUGGAAAGUUUUCCCGAUGUUCAAUACAUACGCUAAGUACUUAGCUUUUGUGCAGUGAAUAAUUCCUUGUAACUUAAUCCAAUAUAUUCAUAACGCUUUAUCUUGCAAAUUUCUGAUGUAAAGCUUUUUUUUUAAUUUUUUUUUUUUAAAUUCCGUAAAUCCUUGUGAUACAGGAUACCUCAUGCCUGUGAUGCAAGUGGGAAAAUGGCAUUUUGUAGCACGGUUUGGUUACAUGUAUAUUUGUAACUUUUGAAGCCGUACGUUAGUGUAAGGUUGAAAAUGUAUGACUUCAUGUACUAGUCUGACUUCAUAUAGUACUCUGGAUAUUUACUUUGCAUAUUUUUGAUUGGGAUUUAUGUGGAUUAUUUACACAUGUACUGUUGUUUGUUCAUUUAUUUCAUGUAGGUGUUUUACAAGUUGCUUUUAUUUAAUACCGUGGCCUUGGUAAAAUUUGGUGGUUUUUUUGCAAUUUUGGCUAAACCUGUUGUGUUAAUUUAUUUCAUUAUUGCAAAAUGGGCAUAUUUCGCCCCACGAGAACAACCCUCUGCUACUUUGCUUGUUCAUAAUGUCACUGAACGUAUAAUGUUUGAUUGUGGGAAACAUUUCUGAUCACUUUGUUUUUUCAUUUUCAUAUUAGGUGAAUUGUGUACGUUAAUUUUCGAUUGGUUGCAUUUGCAUGAUUAAAGAUAGUUGGAGUUGAUCGAUCUUAACGCAACCGUCUCAAAUGGAAGAGAUAAAUG